AUGUUCAGAUCCAAGUCAUGCAGAGAAGAGAUCAGAAGCAGCACCAUCACAAACAAGUACCACUGUUUCAGUAGUAAUGGAAGAAAAUCAGAAACAGAAGCAGCACCAAGCUCAAUAAACCAGCAGCCUCCAGUGAUGCUGAGAUCUUACAGUACAUCAACUUAUAGUCCACACAAGAAUCCAACAACGGUGAGGGACAAUUCCAACAGUAAAUCAAAGAGAAGCAAUAAGAAAGUGUUUAAAGGUUUGUGUGAGGCAGAGAUUCAGAGAAAGAAGAGAGUGGUUGGUUAUAAUGUGUAUGGUGUUGAAGGGAGAGUGAAAGGAUCUAUGAAAAAGAGCUUCAAAUGGUUCAAGGAGACUUGUUCAAAUGCUGUCUAUGGUUUGUGGUAA
This is a messenger RNA of Arabis nemorensis, 390 nucleotides long. The record is from the annotation of a GenBank genome assembly. Lineage: Eukaryota; Viridiplantae; Streptophyta; Magnoliopsida; Brassicales; Brassicaceae.